Messenger RNA from Condylostylus longicornis, 1228 nucleotides. RefSeq lists its product as uncharacterized. The record is from RefSeq and is a predicted model, not a curated record. Bases 210 to 1145 code for a protein of 311 amino acids. The transcript is spliced from 5 exons. NCBI's taxonomy places the organism in Eukaryota, Metazoa, Arthropoda, Insecta, Diptera, Dolichopodidae.
GAUUUGAAACAAAAUUUCUUGGUGAUAAAUUAAAUCUACUUAAAAUUAAAGGUGUUAAUGAAGAAAAUAUAAAAUUAUCAUUUUCAAAAGUUAAUGAAAAAUUAAUUUUACCAAUAUUAGAAAUAGAAAAUGUUAAAAGUAAAAGUCGAAGAUUUUUCCAUGGUUAUGAAACAGAAUCUCAAUUAUUUACAGAUUUAAAAUGGCAUAAAAUGAAUAUGUCAAUUUCAAAUGAAUUUAUGGAAAUUUGGCUUGACUGUGAUAUUGUUUAUAAGAAAUUGGUUCAACGAGAAGAUCAAUUAACCUUAUUAAAAUUAUUUGAGAAAAGUAUAAUGGUAUUUUUUUCAUUUUUUGAAGAUGACACCAAAUUUGUGAUGAUGGAAUUAAAAAAAUAUGAAAUUAUGAAACAAAAACUUCCAGAAAGUUUAGAUGGUGAAUCAUGUGAUAUACCAAAAUCUACAAUAAAUAAAAAUGUUGUUUCACCAUUGGAAUUAACCCCAAUUUUUGGUAGAAAAUAUGAACAAAAUAUUCCUGCAAAUACUGCAACUACAAACAAUAAAGAAAAUGAUAAACCAAAAGAUGAUGCAAUUUUUUAUCGAUUUAAUAAUCCUGUUGAACGUUUUGUUAAAAUACCAGAAUCAUUUACUGAAAAAUCAGAUUCAAAGAAUUUUGUAUUUGAAAUCAUUUUUCGGCAUAAAGGCAAUAUUGAAGGUCAAAUGACUCUAUUACAAUUAAGAAAUGAUAAAGAUGAUGAUUUACAAUCAAUUAAUAUUAAUUCUGGUAAAAUUAUUACAUAUAUUUGGAAUUCAAAAAAUGGUUAUCAAGAUGCUAGAGCAAUUAUUAAAGAUGUUGAUAUUUAUGAUGGAAAUUGGCAUCGUCUUCAAAUUGAAUUAAUUGUUAAAAAAGAAUCAUCUUCUAUAUGGCAAAAAAUUCGUGGAAAAGACAAUUAUAGUAAAAAAAUUAAAUUCUACUUAGACUGUGAAUUAAUUGGAGAAGAUACAUUGACUGAUACAUUACCAUUUAAUACUGUACAACAAACUGGUGUUUUUUUCAAAAAUAGUUUAGCAAAUACAUUUGCUGAUUUUGAUGUAAAAUCAUUACAGAUGAAGGAUAAUUAUGAGCAGAUCUCAUGUAUAAAAGUUCACUAAUAUACAAUAAAGAUUAAUAUUGAUGGUGGACAAAGGAAUGAAAAUAACCAAAUAAAUUGGCAUUAAAAUUUCAUUUUUAAAAA